Taeniopygia guttata (zebra finch) is the source of this 1377-nucleotide messenger RNA. It is a transcript of the gene POLR1F, whose product is annotated as RNA polymerase I subunit F. NCBI's taxonomy places the organism in Eukaryota, Metazoa, Chordata, Aves, Passeriformes, Estrildidae. Gene Ontology annotation, biological process: DNA-templated transcription initiation; DNA-templated transcription; transcription elongation by RNA polymerase I. Gene Ontology annotation, cellular component: RNA polymerase I complex. The record is from RefSeq and is a predicted model, not a curated record.
UUCGCCACCGUGUCUCUUGCCUGGAUGGCCAAACGCCCAAUUUAAAUUCACAAGGCCACCGCGACGCGUCUCCCGCCCCGAGGAGCGCGGGGCUCCCGGGGCGCCGCGGGUGCGAUCCCCUCGUGAGAGGCGGACCCGCUGCUCCUUCCGGCUCACAGCGGUCCGUGACGCCGAGACGCGAGGCGGGCUGGGAAGAGUUAAACACGCCGGCGCCCUGCGGCACGGAACGCCCCUCCGAGGGCGAGCACAUCCCCCGGAACUCCGUCACUGCCGCGGCCGGGCGCGCCCGGCGGAGGGGAGGCGGCUGACGGCAUCAGGCGGCGCGGCGGGCCCGUGGCGCAUGGCCGUGCCGCGGGAGCCGCCCGCCGCCCCGGCGCCGCCGCCCGCCGCCGCCGCCGCCCCGUCGUUCGGCGCGGCCCGCGCGCUGCUGGCGCGCCGCCACUCGUGCCUGGUGGCGGGGCCGCGCCGGCGGCACGUGGCGCUGCCCCCGCGCUUCCUGGGCCGCAAGCGCUCCGGCAUCCGCGCGCAGCUGGACGCGGAGCUCCUGCGCUACUCCGAGAGCCUGCAGGGUGUGCCCGUGGCUUACGACAACAUCAAAGUGGUGGGGGAGCUCGGCGACAUCUACGACGACCAAGGAUUCAUCCACCUGGACGUCGAGGCGGACUUCAUCAUCUUCAGCCCCAAGAAAGGGAAGAAGCUGGUGGGCAUAAUUAAUAAAGUGGCCCCUAGUCACAUUGGCUGUCUGAUACAUGGAUGCUUCAAUGCAUCUAUCCCAAAGCCUGAACAAAUGUCCAUUGUACAGUGGCAAGAGCUGGGGUUAAAAAUAGGGGAUGAACUGAAAUUUCAAGUGUUGCACUUGGAUUCUGAUACAGCUGGGGUGUUCUUCAUUCGAGGAGGACUCACUAAAAGCAGCAUGCGGCCCAAAAGAUCUGCUGCAGUCACCGAAGGUACAAAUGGGCUUGAAAUUCAAAAGCUUGACCACCAGGAAAAUGGCCUGGAUAACUGUGGGGAAGAUAAUGUCACAGAAGAGCCUUUAAAAGACACAGGUGACCUUGGGAGGGAAAAUGAAGAAGAGACAAGUGUUAAUGCUUUGAAUGGAUUAUGUGAUGAUAAAAAGAAGAAGAAAAAGAAAAAGGACAAGGACAAGCAAGGAGAACAGGAACUUGUAUUGCCUACCAGUGACUCCAGUGGUUAUCAAAGUGGCCAUAAAAAGUCAAAGAAAAAGAAAAGAAAGCACUGUGAUGAAGUUGAAGAAAGUGAAUUAUCUCAGCUGUCAGAAAAACCCAAAGCAAAAAAGAAAAGGACUAAGGUCUGAAGGUUUCCUGCAUAAGAUUUCAGACGCUUUUGAUAAGUUUCAAUAAAACCCUGUUUUGAAAA